Molecule: messenger RNA, 1032 nt
Organism: Phycomyces blakesleeanus NRRL 1555(-)
Lineage: Eukaryota; Fungi; Mucoromycota; Mucoromycetes; Mucorales; Phycomycetaceae
Exons: 3
Coding region: 1-1032 (343 amino acids)
Source: RefSeq, a predicted model, not a curated record
AUGCUAUUGGCUAUAAAAGUUAUAAUCAAUGAUACAGCAGCUAUUGUCUAUCCUGGCCUUUCCCUUCUCAUUGACAGUGAUUUGGAAACAGCUUGUGUGAGCCCUGCUCAGGAAGAGCCUGUUACUACCUCUGUCACUACCCCUGACUCCAGUGAUAUAGAUGGUGAUUGUGGCCGUGGUGGCCGUGGUAGCCAUGGUAGCCGUAGUGGUUGUGCUCGCCAUGGUGGUCGUGGUGGUCAUGGUAGUCGUGGUGGCAGUGUUGUUGACCGAGAUGAGACCAGUACUCAAACACAAGUUCCCAGCCGAGUCAACAUUUCUUGGGACCACCAGUCAGCUGUCAUCUUGUUGAAUGAAGUCAUGAAGUCCAACUACAUGAGCUUGGUCGACAUGCCUAACACACAGUUAAGAGGUGUUGGAGGAGGUACAGGUGAAGAGAGAUGGCCAUACUAUAAUCAUGUUUUCGAAAUCUUGCGUGAUGAUCCAUCCGAAAAUUCUGGCAUCAACAUUGAAUCCAUGAUUCGUAAUCAGCGCCAUGGAGUUACAAUUUUGAUGACAUCUAGGGCUGAAGCUUCUAUAGCCAAACUGCAGAGAAACAUUGAGGUUGCUGCUUCUGCUUCUGCUGUCGCAUCUGUUGAACCUUCUCUUCUCAAUACUUUUGACACGAAUAUUGCAACAGCCACAUCAAACAGCAGAAAUAGUGCUGGUCCUUCUAGUAGGCUACCCACCAGGGGUACAAGACGAACAAGAGAAGAAUAUGAGGCAGAAAGAGAUGACAUGCUCUUUGAAAGACUUCUGAGCAUGCACCGUGAGAGUGAAGAACACACAAAGGAAGUCUUGCAUUCUCUCGCUGCUUCAAUGAGAGAGGAGAGCAAAGCCCUUCGACGAGACCAACAGCAACAGCACCAACAGACGUUGGAAAUGUUAGAAAGGAUUGCGAGAGAGUCAGAUGACCGCCUGUUAAGUGUUAUUGGGUCUUUCUUUAACACUAGAAAUAGAAACGGUGAAAAUAACAAUAAUGAUAACAAUAGCUAG